ACGUCAGGGCAGCUUGGGGCGGAGCUGGCCCCGAUUGCUGCCUCUGCGCGCUUCGGGAGGAGGCCUCGCGACUCGCCAGUCGUCGCAGGGGUCUGUCCCGUCCCCAGGCUGGGCCCGAGAGGAGCGGAGCCCGCUCCGGACAGAAUAUGGAUUCCCAAAAGGAUGUUCAGCCUCCAAAGCAACAGCCAAUGAUUUACAUUUGUGGAGAAUGUCACACAGAAAAUGAAAUAAAAGCAAGAGAUCCUAUCAGGUGUCGAGAAUGUGGGUACAGAAUAAUGUACAAGAAAAGAACAAAAAGAUUGGUUGUCUUUGAUGCCCGGUAAUGUGAAUUCAAGAAUUAGCUGUUUUGGCCUGGUUCAUUUUAGUAUACUGAUAACUUUGGUUUGUAUACACAUCUGUUGUGGAGAAAUAUAUACUUUUUCAUUCUGAUAUCAGUUGUAAAUUAUUCAAGUAGUUAAAUAAAGUUUUUAAUAUCAAAAA
This is a messenger RNA of Malaclemys terrapin pileata, 480 nucleotides long. It is a transcript of the gene POLR2K, whose product is annotated as RNA polymerase II, I and III subunit K. The coding region runs from base 147 to 323 and encodes 58 amino acids. The transcript has 4 exons. NCBI's taxonomy places the organism in Eukaryota, Metazoa, Chordata, Testudines, Emydidae. Gene Ontology annotation, biological process: DNA-templated transcription. Gene Ontology annotation, cellular component: RNA polymerase I complex; RNA polymerase II, core complex; RNA polymerase III complex. The record is from RefSeq and is a predicted model, not a curated record. Gene Ontology annotation, molecular function: DNA binding; zinc ion binding; DNA-directed RNA polymerase activity.